Messenger RNA from Pimephales promelas (fathead minnow), 941 nucleotides. The record is from RefSeq and is a predicted model, not a curated record. NCBI's taxonomy places the organism in Eukaryota, Metazoa, Chordata, Actinopteri, Cypriniformes, Leuciscidae.
UUUCACACGGGUAAAGAGGGGCGCGCGGCUCGUUGCUGCCAGUUUGCUCUCUGGACGCAGCGCAUAAGAGAGAGACGCACACAAGAGAGUGAGGGAUGAGAAAGUAGACGACGGAAAAGGGCACAUUAAGAAAGUUAAUUGUAAUAACCACUAUGGCCGUUCCUGCGACUCUUCCGGUUCACUCUGGGACUUCUGUAGUGUCCGGUAAACUCUUCAGAGCUGACCCGUUCUUCUCGAGUCCCACGGACUCUCCGCGUCUGAUCAACUCGCUGAACGCGACGCUUCCGAGCGGCGUUGCGACAAACGAAUGCAAAAUCGUGGAGGUGCACGGGGUGAAAGUCGCUUCUUUCAGCGUUGAUGGUCAGGAGCUCAUUUGUCUCCCGCAAGUCUUCGACCUGUUCUUGAAGCACCUUGUCGGCGGACUGCACACCGUGUACACGAAACUCAAGCGUUUGGAUAUAAACCCGGUGGUGUGCUCCGUGGAGCAGGUGCGCGUGUUGCGCGGACUCGGUGCCAUCCAGCCCGGAGUGAACCGCUGCAAACUCAUUUCCAGAAAGGAUUUUGAAGCGUUGUACAACGACUGUACCAAUGCAAGCUCUCGCCCAGGCCGCCCACCAAAGCGUUCCUAUGGGGCCAGUGCACAAGAAAGCCCCAGAAUCCUUCACCACAGAGCAAACAGCCUUCUGUCUCCAGCCCUGCUGUCACCCACAGGUUUAACAACAAUGGCUGAAGCUUUGAAGAUACAGAAGAUGAAGAUGAUGAUGACCCUACACAAGGCCCAUAAUGGCGUAGAAUUUGAUUCAGAUGAGCUCAACUCUAAUACAGAUACAGACAGAUGGCCUUGCAAUAGUAACCUGGGCCUUUUGGUUGAGAUGAGCCCCAUCACAGAGCUCGCUCAAGGGGCCCACGUUGCAGGGCUGUGCUUGGUUUACAGAGACUAA